CAUUAACGCUAUUGAUAUCAAUUCUUCAUUUCUUCGUAACCACUUAUCUAUCUCUCGAUCGUUUUAAGGGAACGGUAUGCCAACGAGACCUACCGGAUCGGUGUCGCAAGAUUGGGAGCCGGUGGUGCUCCAUAAAUCCAGACCGAAGUCACAGGUCCUUCGUGAUCCCAAGGCCGUGAACCAGGCCCUCCGGUCCGGCGCUCAAGUCCAGACGGUGAAGAAAUUCGACGGCGGAUCGAACAAAAAAGCACCGGCGACUGCGGUUUAUGCUAGAAAGCUUGAUGAGGCCGCCGAGCCAGCAGCACUUGACAGGGUGGCGCCGGAAGUGAGGCAGUUGAUUCAGAAGGCGAGGAUAGAUAAGAAGAUUAGCCAGGMUGAUCUCGCGAAGCAGAUCAACGAGAGGCCUCAGGUGGUUCAGGAGUACGAGAACGGGAAAGCGGUUCCAAAUCAGGCUGUUUUGGCUUAGAUGGAGAGAGUUCUUGGCGUAAAGCUUCGAGGAAAGAUUCACAAGUAAUUUUCAUUCUCCUACAUAAACGAAAUCUAGAUUCUAGUUUUCAAUGCUGUUGGUGCGGGUUUGGUUGGAGAUUUGUGGUAAAAUUGCUCAUUGGAAUCGUUUGUGUUGUAAAAAGUAACGUGAUCAAAUGAGCAAUUAUAUGUAUUAUAGAAAGCAAGGUGAUAUCCGAGAUUCGGCAAUAAUUUCCGUGCUC
Cynara cardunculus var. scolymus (artichoke) is the source of this 707-nucleotide messenger RNA. RefSeq names its product multiprotein-bridging factor 1c. The transcript has a single exon. The record is from RefSeq and is a predicted model, not a curated record. Gene Ontology annotation, molecular function: DNA binding. NCBI's taxonomy places the organism in Eukaryota, Viridiplantae, Streptophyta, Magnoliopsida, Asterales, Asteraceae. The coding region runs from base 77 to 466 and encodes 129 amino acids. Gene Ontology annotation, cellular component: nucleus.